UUCUGUGAUGGAAGAUGUAGAUUUCACCUCGUAGUUUGCAAAAAUAGAACACUAUUUUGACAGACUAUAGUUAACACCACUAAAGAUGCGCAAUUUACAUUAUAGAAUUAAGGUUGUUAUUAUCUGUGCUUUUGGCGGCACGGGAGGGGGUCGGCAGCAACAUCUCUUGCUGCUCUGUACGAUGUUGUUUGUGCGAAUGGAAAGAAUCUCAUGUCAGUUUUGGGAGAAGGGCAGCCACUAUCAUUGCCCAUAAACAUGGCACAACAAGGUGCAGCUCUGCAGAUAUGUAAUCUGGAACUAGUGAAAGGUGGGAUUGAACAUAUGAAGAGGAAGUGCAGUGAACUGCAGCAACUGAUUGAUGAGCAAGAAGAGGAAAAGGCCACUCUGCAAAGAGAGAUUGAGAAGAUGUCAUACAAACUGACCCAGCUUAAUGACAGUCUGUCCCGGAAGGUAGCUGCAAAGAGAGAAUAUGACCGAACCAUUUCAGAGACUGAAGUUGCAUAUUCAAAGAUCCUCGAGAGCUCCCAGGUUUUACUGAACAUGGUGCAAAGAGAAGCAUCCUGUUUGGAGCACGUAAUGGUCAAGAAAAUUAAUGCCGAGGACACUUUUCCCUCAUGUAUGUUUAGGUAGUCAAAAAAGGCUUUUGCCUAUGCUGAACAUUAAGAAAAGUUAUGGUCAUGGGGUUAUAUGACAAAAAUGUAUACAUUGAUGAUGAACAUUUGAAAAAAUUAUGAUCUGUUGAGGUUAUUUUGUCUGAAAAGGAAAAUAACAAUUUGGUGACCAGCUCAUGAACCAUUACAGGUUGAAAUUAUGAAAAAUUAUAAUUGUGUAUAAAUAUUCAGAUUGAACUUGUACAUGUUAAAUGCCAUUGCUAUAAACUUCUGACAUGCUUUGCAAAUGUAAGUACAAGAACUCUCAUUAUUAGCUACCUGUAAAAUUUAUGAAUCAUAACGUGUGAAAAGGCAUAAAUAAUCAACAAAAUAAGUAAAAUUUUAUAAAUUA
Zootermopsis nevadensis is the source of this 1002-nucleotide messenger RNA. Lineage: Eukaryota; Metazoa; Arthropoda; Insecta; Blattodea; Termopsidae. The record is from RefSeq and is a predicted model, not a curated record.